Molecule: messenger RNA, 2564 nt
Organism: Morus notabilis
Lineage: Eukaryota; Viridiplantae; Streptophyta; Magnoliopsida; Rosales; Moraceae
Product: two-component response regulator-like PRR37
Exons: 9
Coding region: 60-2261 (733 amino acids)
Biological process (GO): cytokinin-activated signaling pathway; phosphorelay signal transduction system
Molecular function (GO): protein binding
Source: RefSeq, a predicted model, not a curated record
GGGUUUUUCUCACAGGCUCUAUCCAUUACUCUUCUCAUCAUUGAUCUUAUUGAAUCCGAAUGAUGGGGAUAAAAAAGAUGAAUAAUGAAGUUUCCAUAGCCAAUGGAAGCGCCAGGUUGAAUCACCAUACUCAAGUCAAGAACAAGGAAACGAGGGAUGGGUUGAGGGGAGAGGUCCAAGGGCUCUCAGAGGAACAUUUUGAGUCUAGGAUUAACGUGGAUGUUCAGGAUGUCAACAACGGGCAGAUGGAGGCAAUCCAGGUCCAGGACCGGGACCAAACCUGCCCUGCUCAGAGGAGGUCUAACCAACAGCCUCAAGGGCACUUGGUUCGUUGGGAAAGGUUCCUGCCUUUCAGGUCUCUGAGGGUUCUGCUGGUGGAAAAUGACGAUUCAACUCGUGAUAUUGUCAGUGCACUACUUAGAAAUUGUGGCUAUGAAGUAAAAGAUGUACCAAAUGGUAAACAAGCUUGGAAAGUCUUGGAAGAUAUUACAACUGAUGUUGAUCUUGUUUUGACUGAGGUUGCCACGCCUUGUUUAUCUGGCAUUGGACUUUUAUGCAAGAUUAUGAGCAACAAAACUUUCAAGGAUAUCCCUGUGAUUAUGAUGUCAUCUCAUGAUUCUAGGAGUAUGGUCUUAAAGUGUUUAUCGAAAGGUGCAGUCGACUUCUUGGUGAAGCCUAUUCGAAAGAAUGAGCUUAAAAACCUUUGGCAGCAUGUUUGGAGAAAAUACCACAUCUCUAGUGGUAGUGGGAGUGAAAGUGGCAUAUGGAUUGAAAAACCAAUUAAGUCAAGAACUGUAGAAGAUUCAGACAACAACAAUGGCAGCAAUGAUGAGGAUGACACUGAAAGCAUUGGUCUCGAUUUCAGGGGUGAAAGUGACAGUGGAACUCAGAGCUCUUGGACGAGGGCAGUAGACUUUGAAAGCCCUCGAGCAAUGCCACAACGGGACUGGUUAACUGAUCCUCCAGAUAGCACUUGUACACAGGCUAUUCAUCCAAGAGAAGAACCAUUUGUCAACAACUGGCUGCCUGAGAGUGCAACAAGAACACCUGUUGGACAGGAUGAUGAGCUCGACAAAAAAAUCAUGGGCAAAGACUUGAAGAUCUGCAUAUGUAGCAUCCCGAGUAUGCAGGCUGAAGACCCAUGCGAAAAAGGAUUGUCCAACAAGCCAGAAAAAUCUAUUGAACUAAACACGAUGAAAAAUGAUGAGCAACUCGAGAAAGGAGAGCUGGACCUCAAUAAUGAGGAUCCGAAUGCAGAAAAGAAUCAAGCUGUUCAUCUAAUGGGAGCAUCCACUAAUGGUAUUGAUCCUCACAUCGAAAGUGUAGUCCUUGACAUCUCAAAUGGACUCUACAAUGGCACUUUCAUGAAGGAUAAGGCCAUCCAUGACAAUAAAGAGAGACCUUUCUUUGAGGUCAUCUUAAAGAGGCCAAGAGAUGUCCAAGAUACGGAAAACAGAGCCCAUGAUCGAAAUGUUAUGAGACACUCGGACCUUUCGGCAUUCUCAAGGUACAAUUCUGCUUCAACUGCAAACCAGGCCCCAACGGGGAAUGUAGGCAGCUGUUCUCCUCUUGAUAAUAGUUCAGAUGCUGCAAAAACAGAAUCAGCACCAAAUAUUCAAUCUGACUCAAAUGGCGCACCUCCCAACCAGAGCUCCAAUGGUAGUAGCAACAACAACGACAUGGGAUCCACAACAAAUGAUGUUUUCACCAAACAAGUGUCAUUUGCAGAUAAGCCAACACCCAAGUCAUCAAUCAAAUACCAAACAUCCUCCUCCUCCUUACAACAAGCGCAUAACGGACAAGCUUUUCAGCCUACCAUACAAGGUGCUUCACAGUAUGAUUCAUCGGAUGUCUUGAAAGCACCUGUUGAAGGCAUCGUCAGUAAUCACAAUCUCAACAGGAGUGCCUCGGGAAGCAGCCGCUGGAGCAAUGGGCAUAAGAAGACCUCCACUGCUUCAAAUUCCAGACGGAAGAAAAUGGGAAGCGGAAAAAGGAUACCGGAAAAAAGGGGAACCAACGAGGAGACUGGAUAUGAAAACAUAAGUGGAGAAGAUGAAAAUCGCUUUGCACAAAGAGAAGCUGCUCUAAGAAGAUUCCGCCAGAAGAGGCAAGAGAGAUGCUUUGAGAAAAAGGUUCGAUACCAGAGCAGGAAAAAACUGGCGGAGCAAAGACCGCGUGUUCGGGGACAAUUUAUCCGAAAGGGGAUGCAGGAUAACAAAGGCAAAGGAAUAAGUUAUGAACCUGAUUCAAUCCCUCAAUAGGAUAAUUUACAUUCCUUGAUGAAGGAUUUGGUAUUUGCAGUAAAUAAAAAUAAAAGUAAAAAUAAUAAUAAUAAUUACUACUUAAAGUACACAUGGGAGUGCAUCUGUACUUCUAAGAUUUGUCUAGAAACAUAUUCCUAUGGUUGUGGUAGUACUAAGUAGAAGGUGAUAAAUCCUAUAAAGGAAAGCCUUCUCUAAUAAAUCCUUAAGAAGGGUGUACUAUAUAUAGAUGUGUGUGUGUGUGUGUGUCUACAUAUAUAUAAUUCAAGACUGGAGUAUUUAAUUAGUGGAUGGUUGAAGAAC